Molecule: messenger RNA, 1135 nt
Organism: Sinocyclocheilus grahami
Lineage: Eukaryota; Metazoa; Chordata; Actinopteri; Cypriniformes; Cyprinidae
Product: eukaryotic translation initiation factor 5-like
Exons: 8
Coding region: 1-1005 (334 amino acids)
Biological process (GO): formation of cytoplasmic translation initiation complex; translational initiation
Cellular component (GO): cytosol
Molecular function (GO): GDP-dissociation inhibitor activity; eukaryotic initiation factor eIF2 binding; translation initiation factor activity
Source: RefSeq, a predicted model, not a curated record
AUGACAUCUCCAGAGGUGGAGGCUUACGCUGCAGAACCUCACGAGCACAUUAAUCCCAAGAAGCAGACCAUUGGAAACUCCUGCAAGGCUUGUGGUUACAGAGGCAUGUUGGACACUAGACACAAACUCUGCACCUUCAUUCUCAAGAAUCCACCAGAGAAUGACAGUGGAUCUGCGAAAAAAGAAAAGGAAAAGAAGAACCGAAAGAAGGACAAAGAGAAUGGCUCAAGUGGUGGAGAAGCUGGAAACCAUAAUGACAUAGAUGCCCCUGAUGCUGUGGAUGGGGAUGACGAUGAAGACUGGGCUGAGGAGACCACAGAAGAGGCCCAGCGUCGCAGGAUGGAGGAGAUCAGCGAGCACGCCAAGGGUCUCACGCUCACUGAUGACUUGGAGAAAUCCUUGGAGGAGAGGGUCAACAUAUUUUACAACUUUGUGAAGGAAAAGAAAGACAGUGGAGCAAUUGACUCGGCAGAUAAAGAGAUCUUGGCUGAGGCUGAAAGGCUGGAUGUGAAGGCCAUGGGUCCUCUGAUCCUAAGCGAGCUGCUCUUUGAUGAGAACAUCCGUGAACAGAUCAAGAAGUACAAGCGCCACUUUCUCAGGUUCUGCCACAACAAUAAGAAAGCCCAGAAAUAUCUUCUGGGUGGCUUUGAGUGCCUGGUGAAGCUGCAUCAGAUGCAGCUCUUACCCAGAGUCCCCAUUAUACUCAAAGACCUGUAUGACGCGGAUCUGCUGGAGGAAGAUGUCAUACUCGCAUGGGCUGAAAAGGUGUCUAAGAAGUAUGUCUCCAAAGAGUUGGCUAAAGAGAUUCAUGCCAAGGCGGAGCCCUUUGUUAAAUGGCUCAAGGAGGCAGAGGAGGAGAGUGAGGGCAGUGAGGAAGAGGAAGAUGAUGACGAUGACAACGUUGAGGUGGUGUACUCCUCCUCUGCCCGCGAGUUGAAAAUGGAGACCACAAAACCUGAGAAGUCAGACCAUGAGGAGGAGGACAUUGAUAUUGAUGCCAUUUAAAGAUGAAACCAAAAACCUUCAGUUGCCUCUUCACAUAUUGCUUGGCUUCUUUUUGUCAGACGCAUGCCUUUCACCUCCUUUGGCCUUUUCUUCAGCUCUAGGCCUGGGUUAGCGCUCUGCUCAAAGCCUC